Scheffersomyces stipitis CBS 6054 is the source of this 402-nucleotide messenger RNA. RefSeq lists its product as uncharacterized. NCBI's taxonomy places the organism in Eukaryota, Fungi, Ascomycota, Pichiomycetes, Serinales, Debaryomycetaceae. Gene Ontology annotation, cellular component: cytoplasm; cytosol; membrane. The record is from RefSeq and is a predicted model, not a curated record. Gene Ontology annotation, biological process: Rho protein signal transduction. The transcript has a single exon. Gene Ontology annotation, molecular function: Rho GDP-dissociation inhibitor activity; protein binding. Bases 1 to 402 code for a protein of 133 amino acids.
AUGUUACCUACGCAUCCAGAUUUGGAAGUUAUCAAAUUCGUCACUAACGUCGUGGGCCGGGAUCCAAUUGAGACUCCUGUUUCUGGAGCAGAGACUAUCGAUGUCAAAAUUCCCGAAAGCUCUAAGUUUGUCAUGACCAUUCAUUUCAAGGUCAAGAACAGAGCCUUGAAGAACUUCAAGUACAAACAGGUCGUCAAGAAAGCUGGUAUUACCAUCAGGAAUCAGGAGUUCCUCAUUGGUGACUAUGAGCCUUCUGAUGAAGUCUACACCAAGGAUUUCCCAGAAGAUACUACUCCUGGUGGAUUUUUGAUGAGAGGGGUAUACCCAAGUCACUCCUUGUACUUCGACGAAGUGGAACAGUUAUUGGAUGUGAAAUGGGACUUGGAAAUUACCAAGAAAUAG